AGAUAUGGAACUAAACGCAUGUGUGACCUUCACCCGCGAUAAACCCGCUGCUUACUGUCAAGAGGCCAACUGCUAGGUAUUUCAUUAUCACUGGCACCAAUAUAAUCUUCCCUACCAGGAAGUCAUAGUUGGGCUGACAGAGAAUGCUUGUGACAGUACUUCAAGUAGAAAGUAGUAAGUGAGACCAACACCACCGAAGAUGUCAAUCAAAACCAUUAAACAGGACGUCUAUGCCGAGGAACAGAAGGAGGAUAUCGGAGCAGUGGUACGACGUAGCAUUGGAAUGCCAGACGUUGACUACUUGGAUCCUUUCCUGAUGCUUGAUGAAUUUUAUGUGACACCACCAGCAGGCUUCCCUGACCACCCACACAGAGGGUUUGAGACCGUAUCAUAUGUACUGCAAGGUGCAGGAAUGCAUGAGGACUGUUGUGGCCACAAGGGGACCCUGCAUGCUGGUGAUGUACAGUGGAUGACUGCUGGACGAGGGAUUGUCCAUUGUGAGAUGCCACACGGUACUGAGGAGGUCCAUGGCCUACAGUUGUGGGUUAAUUUAGCCAGCAAGGACAAGAUGAUUGAUCCUGCUUAUCAGGAACUCCAGGACAAAGAUAUACCACGGAACACCAAGGACAACACCACUGUCAAGGUCAUUGCUGGGGAAUCCCAAGGGGUCAAGUCACCUAUGCUGACGAGAACACAAACAAUCUAUCUAGACUUCAGGAUGCAGAAGGAUGGCAAACUGGUCCAGCCUAUUAAAAAAGGCUGGAACUCAUUUGUGUAUAUACUCAGUGGUAAAGCCAUGUUUGGACCAGAAGGGGACCAGACUGAGGGAUGUCCUCAUCACGCCCUUAUCCUGAGUGAGGAGGGUGACGACUUAGUUGCAGUAAACAAAGGAACAGAGGAAUGCCAUUUUGUGUUAAUAGGCGGUCAACCUUUACAUGAACCAGUUGCAACCCAUGGCCCAUUUGUAAUGAAUACUGAAGAAGAAAUUCAGCAGGCUAUUCUCGACUACAAGUUGAAACAGAAAGGAUUUGAAGUUGCUAAAACUUGGAAGUCGGACUACCUAACGAAUCGGUGAUGUUUUAGUAACUCGAUAGUGUGCGACAUUGGGAAGGAACUAUUUAAUAACCGUGAUAUGUAGAAUGUGCUUUGGAAUGCUGUACUUUGAUGGAUGAUUUAUAAUGAUGUCUAUGAAUGUACUACAUGGUAAUUAUAAUCAACAUAUGGGCCAGAGUCACACUUGUAUUUACUAUUGAAUGCAAUUAAGACUUUGAGGACACCAUUAUACGGUCGUCAUAUAUACAUGUUUAUAAGAGUACUGUAUAUGUUGACAUCAGGGAUUUUGCCAGGUCUUUAGAGGGUCCAGUAUUAAGCCCUGUUCCCCAUUAAAAAUCAGCUCAAGAUUUUCCUACAUUAGACCAAAAUUUCCCCGAUCAGAAAUGUACACCACUUAGCAAUAAGGACGGUUCUAAACUAACUAUUGUACUGUUUUUGAAGAUGAGGAUCACGAUGAUGAAUUAAUAUUGAAAAUAAAACCCAUCAAAACACAGGUAAACUUGUAUUACAGGUAUUUUCAACAUUUUCAUAAAAAUGCCAAAACAUUUCCCUAUUUUAGGUCAGGUCUCAUCAAUUCCCAAAUACCUGGACAUAUGAAAACAUGGUCAUAUACAACAAAUAUAUUGGCAAAUUUGUGUUUCAUGUUUUCAGUUGAGCAAGUGGUGUGAAUCUAUUAUAUUUAGUGACAUCAGCAAUCAAUUCUACAUAGACAUAAAUAUAACUUAAUUACUUAUUAUCGGGGAAACCAUCAAAGCCAUGUAAUACUUGUAUUUUCAGUGGGUUCCUCACACAUAGUGACUUUGACCCAUAUAUUGAAAUGUGUAAAUGUAGCUUUGGUAUUUCUGUCUUUGUGACACUGUGCUGGAGCUUAGAAGAUAUUAUUACAUGGUCUAUAAGUUGUAUGGCUGUAUCAAUGUUUUUAUGUAAAUGCCAGUUUUAUGAGCCCUUAGAUAUACAUGUAUAGGGAAGCUAUGUCUCAUCCUCUCUCCUUGUAUGGAGGUCGGUCUUUUUUAUGUUUAAACUGACGAAGUCAUCACAACUUUUCUAUGGUCACACCGUUUUAUGGGGUCUGUCUGUCCUAUUCUGAAUCAAUGGCAUGCCUUGAUUACCCCUCAAUGGUUCUUUACACCAGGUUCUACACCUAAUCACAUUCUAGUGGUCAUUUGUCAAGGUUAAAGGGUCCAAGGUCAUCUUUUCUCCCUUCAGCAGGGAAUGCAUUGUUCUGAAUUAAUGUCAUAGCUUCAGAACCCCUCUAUAGAUUUGGUUCAUAUUUACACAAUAGUAUCUAAUGAACGUUCUUUGCCUGGGUGUGAGGGCAUUCAUGACUUAGUAACUUUUCUACAUUCAUGGAACAAUGGAACCUUACUGACAAUCCAUGCUGUAAGUUUUGAUGAUUUCUAUAGUUACAGUAAAUCAGUUUUAUUCCAGGGCUAACUAUGUUAAAAUCCUGUUGUUUUGUGGUGUAAUGGACAUUCCUAGCAUCAAAAAUUGUUAUAGUGACUAGUUCUGAUAAAAAGUUCUUUACACAAAUAGCAAAACCAAUUCCACUGUUCGUGUCACUCUGACAGCUGCUUGUGGUCUACUCGCAUGUCACAAAGUCACAAUCUUGGGUGUAAAUCCUAUAACUAGUAGUUGUUCACUAUACGAUACAAGUGGUUUGAAGGGUUCCACAAAUUUCCAAUGAUUUCCCUAUAUAUGUAAAGCAUUAAUAACAUAGUAAUAUACAUGUACAGCUGCUGUUGUAAAGUUAUAGAUGUGAGGAUAAAUGAAUAGCGCUCCCUAAAGCUCAUUAUUUUCUGUCUUUUUGUCCCAAUAUAAACUUUUCUAUCUAUAUUGGUUUAGAUUUUCUAUUUACAUAGAUCUGUGUUCUAAAGCUUCUUGUGGACACACUCCAUAUUAGCUAUGGCCUUCUGUAUGUUAUACAUGUAGUGACAAAUAUUGUUAAAACAAAUCAAAAUGUUUUUUUUGCUGAAUCACAGAGAAAAGUGAGAAAAUGUCCUAGCCAUGCAGAUAAAAUGUUAUGUAAUAUAAUUACUGUUUGUUAACUUAUCAAAUCUUAACCAGAUUAAAAUUAUCACAGAAUAAUACAAUGUAUACCAGUCAAAAUAUAAACCAUGAAAAUGUAACUGUUUGUGCUUAGAGUGAUAGCCUUACUUGACUGAUAAAGUACUCGUAUGUACAUGUAUUUAGGUUUGGUUGUACCAGUGACAGCCUUACUUGACUGAUUAAGUACUUGUAUGUACAUGUAUCUAGGUUUGGUUGUACCAGUGGUAGCCUUACUUGACUGAUAAAGUACUCGUAUGUAUUGAGAGGAAACACAUGUCAGCCUGCAGGCCUUCUAAAUAUUCAGUCACUUAUAUCUGUAACAUAUAAAAUGAAUUCUUCCAUUUAAAUUGAUUGAAAAAGAAGUCUAUCAAGGCUUGAUUGUGUAUUCAGAUCAGCUGUAGGUGAUUUAGUACCCUGGAAAUCCAUGUUUUCCCCUUAAUUCCUAGGAUAAGAAUAUUGCACAGAUUGUGAUCUUUAGAUGGUUUUGUAAAAAUGUAGGAAUGUCAUUAUGCUUGAUAAGACAUUAAUUCAUUGGAGAUAGGUUGUUUCGGUAAAAAAAAUGGUGGAUUUAUUAUGUGGAAUUGUUUGUUAAUUAGCUGGUAUCAUGUCUCAGUGUACAGCACUGAAUUAAAGUUGUGAAGGGAGAUAACUCUUAUGCAUUGAUAAUAUUUUAACAUGAAUAAAUGUCUUUUAAAAAUCGAUCUCAAGUAUUUUCGCUGAGGGCAUGCCUUUCAAGAAAUGUUCUAGUCCUUUUGGUUGGCAGCAUGCCAUCAAUUAGGCCAGUAUUGAUUAAGUGUGUGUGUGCUUGACUAAUUUAACCCACUGAUAAUUCUAAGUUUAGAUGCGUAUGUAGGGCAUCUUUGUGUAAGCUGUACCAUAUUUUAAGCAGAAUGUCAUUGUUUUUUGUUAUAGUUUUUAAAUAGAUAUUUUAUAGCUAGUUUUUUUUUAUAUUAUGUUACCUGGUUUAGUGAAUGAUAAUAUCUUCAGGUGCAAGCUAGAUUGCAUUUUGGUUUGAUGAAAGACUGACUAUAAAUUGUUAGGUCACCAGCAGGUCAAUGUUCAAGUCCUGUAUGUGUGCAAUUACCUUAACAAAACAGGGUGUUGUCAUCCAUGUUAUGACAGAACUAAACAUGGAGAAAUCAUGUCAUUACGUACUACAAUAAAUGCAAAUAUUUUGCCUUGAUUGCUUAAACAUCAAGGUGUGCAAUGCGGGGCAUCUAGACCUCAUGUCUGAAUUGGGUGGGGUAAAAAACAACAAAAAAACAAAACGACAACAAGAUAGCAUUAAUAAAAAGUGAUUCUUGUAAACUGGGUUCACUGGUUGGCAAUGUUUGGCAACUGGUGUAUAUUUUGUUAAAGGCCUUACUAGAUAUAUUUACUUAUGAAGUUCCAUAACUCUGUAAACUGAUCUCAUGGCCGUUCAUUCUGUACCUGGUACACAGUGAUGAUAGAAUGUUACUGAGAAAUAGGUCUCCUAGUUACAGAGAAUUCAGAAACCAGAGUUGUAGUGCAUAAUACUUACUUUGUAUAAGAUUUCUACAUGUAUGUGUUUUAGUCUUUCUGCUCCCUUCUCUACAUUUCUGAAUACUAGGGAUAUUUUUGAUGGGAUCAAUUUUGUAUUUUUAACUUUUUAUCUACCAAGCGAUAUUUGGUUUAAACUAUUAUAAUUAGUACAUAUUAUGUUAAGUCCCAAGUUUUUUUUUUUUUAUCUUUGGAGCUGUUGUAUUUUUUCUGAAAUAUUAAUUUUUAAUGAGCAAUAUAAGUUUAUUAUAUAUGUGAUUACACUGUUUGUUUUUAUAGAUAUCGUACUGAUGACGGAUCUCAUGUACCAUUUCGUACUGAUGACGGAUCUCAUGUACCAUUUCGUACUGAUGACGGAUCUCAUGUACCAUUUCGUACUGAUGACGGAUCUCAUGUACCAGUUCGUACUGAUGACAGAUCUCAUGUACCAUUUCGUACUGAUGACGGAUCUCAUGUACCAUUUCGUACUGAUGACGGAUCUCAUGUACCAGUUCGUACUGAUGACGGAUCUCAUGUACCAUUUCGUACUGAUGACGGAUCUCAUGUACCAUUUCGUACUGAUGACGGAUCUCAUGUACCAUUUCGUACUGAUGACGGAUCCCAUGUACCACAGUUUAUGAUCCUUUGUUAAUUUAUGUACCGGUAGUAAGAUAUUUUUAGAAAUGGGGCACUAUAGAUUAUGUAUUUC
This is a messenger RNA of Pecten maximus, 5308 nucleotides long. RefSeq names its product pirin-like. The coding region runs from base 200 to 1075 and encodes 291 amino acids. Gene Ontology annotation, biological process: monocyte differentiation. The transcript is spliced from 9 exons. The record is from RefSeq and is a predicted model, not a curated record. Lineage: Eukaryota; Metazoa; Mollusca; Bivalvia; Pectinida; Pectinidae. Gene Ontology annotation, cellular component: nucleus. Gene Ontology annotation, molecular function: quercetin 2,3-dioxygenase activity.